CACUGGCCUUAAUGCCGCCAUCACUCGGAGCUUUGCCGGAAAGAGAGGGGCGCUGGAGAUAACGCACGCGCAGCCAAACACGACACCACCGAGCGAGCGGGCGAGCACCUGCGAGCUCCUCCCCGGAGCUGCACCUAGUUAGAAAGGGCUAGCUGCGUGUGGUCGAUCGGCAUGGGCGACGGAGCGGCGGCCGUGCCGACCAGCAGGUUCCGCACGAUCUGCGUCUUCUGCGGGAGCAGCGCCGGCCACCGGCAGGUGUUCCCGGACGCCGCGCUCGAGCUCGGCCACGAACUGGUGCGGAGGGGCAUCAACUUGGUCUACGGCGGCGGCAGCAUCGGGCUGAUGGGCGUGAUUGCGCGGACGGUUGAUGCUGGUGGCUGCCAUGUCCUUGGGGUGAUUCCUAAAGCGCUCAUGCCAAUCGAGAUUUCAGGUGAAAGUAUAGGAGAAGUGAAGGUUGUAGCUGACAUGCAUCAGAGGAAAGCUGAGAUGGCUCGCCAAUCUGAAGCCUUCAUCGCUCUUCCAGGUGGGUAUGGAACAAUGGAGGAGUUGUUGGAGAUGAUAACCUGGUGCCAGCUUGGUAUUCAUGACAAACCAGUUGGGUUGGUGAAUGUGGAUGGUUACUAUGAUCCGCUGAUCGCGCUGUUUGAAAAAGGCGCAACAGAGGGUUUCAUCAAUCCUGACUGUAAGCAAAUAUUCGUUUCUGCGCCAACUGCAAGCGAGCUGCUGACAAAGAUGGAGCAAUACACCCGGUUGCACCAGGAGGUAGCCCCGGGCACGAGCUGGUUAUGUCCUUGAAGGCGGCGCACGGGAAAGGCUACGGGAAAGGCGGCGCACCGGCAGCACUCCAUCUACUGAACCUGAACCGAAGCUCUCCACUGAUGAUGCAUUUGUUUUCCCCCGCUAUGUCCUUCAAGUCCCCAAAACCACUCAACUAGGUACCGGCGAUUUCUUGUCUGAAUCUAUCAAGAAAUCGACCCCUACUCGUCGCCAUUCGCAAUUCGAAGUUUGAUUGCUCGGUUAUGUAAGCUACUGUCCUACUCCUCUUUCGGUGUGUGGUCCUUGUGGAAACGGAAUCUGGCCGGGGCAGCACGAAAGCAGCAGCUCAGCUCCGUCCUGCCCCGGCGACGGACGUCACAGGUGAGCGACCAAACUGAUUGGGCUUGUACUCAUUGCUGGAGCCUUCUUUUGGUUAAAAAACGAUGAUGAUGUGAGAUGGAUAAAUGGAUUCAUGAUUCGUGCUGGCU
Setaria italica (foxtail millet) is the source of this 1244-nucleotide messenger RNA. RefSeq names its product probable cytokinin riboside 5'-monophosphate phosphoribohydrolase LOGL7. The record is from RefSeq and is a predicted model, not a curated record. The transcript is spliced from 7 exons. Lineage: Eukaryota; Viridiplantae; Streptophyta; Magnoliopsida; Poales; Poaceae. Gene Ontology annotation, cellular component: nucleus; cytosol. The coding region runs from base 172 to 795 and encodes 207 amino acids. Gene Ontology annotation, molecular function: hydrolase activity, hydrolyzing N-glycosyl compounds. Gene Ontology annotation, biological process: cytokinin biosynthetic process.